AUGAUCAUUUGUUACAAGCAUUUGCUAGUCGUUGAUGAAAAAUUACUAAAAACUCCAGAGCGUACACUGCAAACGAUUUUAACCGGAUUCAAAAUCACCGGAACUGUCCUAAUACUAAUUUUAAUGAUACAAAAACAAACGAAUGUAGUUCUAUCUUUGCGACGGUUAAUAUCAUUCGAUCAAAAAGUGGUACAAAUGGGAGUAUCAUCGUCACACUUUCUCCAUAGGGUUUUUGUUAGUUCUAGUUGUUUUUUUAUUAUUAUCACUCAAAUCUGCUAUGUGUUACUUUUGUAUUAUUUUCUGAAACGAAAUAUUACACAAAUCGUGUGUUACUUUUUCUCUCUAGGUUACCAUUUUAUAGUAAUCGCGAUUUGUAUUAUUUAUUUAGAUUACUUUAGCUUGAUUUUGGGACAAAAAUUAAAUUUUGUUGUAAAUUUGACAAAAAAAUUGUCACAAACCGACCGAAAAAAAGCACUAAGUAUUCUCGUUUUAAUUUCGGGGUUGUAUACAGAUUUAUAUAAAGCUACUAAACAUUUCAACCGAAUGAUUUCGAUUCCGAUUCUUGUGGUAACUCUCGGUGACAUUCUCGGAGGAAUCGCCAUUUUAAAUCUAAUGUAUCACAAUGAGGAAGACGUGAUGGAUUGUGUAAGCUUGGCUAUUUAUGCAUUACAAGUUUUUACCAUUUUUUUACCACCUAUGUACGUUAAAAAAAAAUCUGAGGAAAUUACUAAGAUUUUGUUGGGAAACAAAAUGUUUGAUCUGGAUGCAAAGUUGGAAAAAGCGAGAGCCGUCCUCCUCUACCAAAUCUUACACCAACCUAUCGAAAUGACAGUUUGUGGUUUAUUUCCCAUGUCGAUGUCGGCCUUAUCAGAGCAAGUUGGACUAUGUAUAUCGAUCAUAUUCUUUUUAAAUCAAAUUAUGGAAUUUUAAUUAAAACAAGACGUUUUGCUUUUCACUAUGUAUUUGCAUUUAAUGUUUCCAAAAACUGAACAUCACUUUACUUAAAUA
This is a messenger RNA of Tribolium madens (black flour beetle), 1008 nucleotides long. RefSeq lists its product as uncharacterized. The transcript is spliced from 4 exons. The record is from RefSeq and is a predicted model, not a curated record. Bases 1 to 930 code for a protein of 309 amino acids. Gene Ontology annotation, cellular component: membrane. NCBI's taxonomy places the organism in Eukaryota, Metazoa, Arthropoda, Insecta, Coleoptera, Tenebrionidae. Gene Ontology annotation, biological process: sensory perception of taste.